AUGUCGCUAAAGAGACCGUUGGACGUUGAGGAGCUCCAUAGUAAGAGGCUGAAGGAAUCGUGUGAGCUCAGGCCGCCUGUACUACCGAUCAACCCAUUGCAGAGGCUCGAUCUGUUCAAGAAGAGGCAGAGAUGGAGACGGUCCCAGUUGUACUCUGCUAGAAGAUCCAGCACGAUGGUUAAGAGGAAGCAGGGCUCUACUGCCAGCUCCUCCGAUAUGAAGGAUGUCUGUGUGCAGACUGACUUCGUUCCUGAGCUGAAAUCGCAUACCCUGACGAUUGAUAAGUCUGUUGCUGUGAAAGACGCUGAGAGAAAGCUUGCUGGUGUGUACUCUGGUCUGCUUACGUACGAGCCACAAGAGAUCCAUGAGCCGAAGGUGAAGUUCAUAGAAGACAAGAAGACCGCCCCUAUACUGCUACAGGCUGAUAAGGUUCUCCAAGUUGAUAAGAUAGCGUCAGGGCCGAGUGCUGGGUUCAACUUUUUGGAUAAAGUUGAUCAGAAGAUUGAGGAAGUCAGACAACAUGAGGACGGAGGAUCUGCUCAGGUAGUGAAGUCCAUUAACUUUGGGAGUGAAGCAAAGAAGCCGUCGCUAUUUGGAAAGGAAGAAGCAGUUAAAGAGCCUACGUUGUCUUUCAAGGCUUUGGACAAUAAGACGGAGACCGCAUCGUCUUCGAAACCAGUCUCCAUUAAUGAAACAUCAAAGCCUUCUUUCAAUUUUGGUGUUUCUAAAGAUUCAACUUCUAAGCCUGAACAGCCAUCGUUGUUUAGUAAGGAGAAGGAAUCCAGCGUUCCAUCUUUCAACUUUGGUGGCUCAAAAUCAGCAGAGACCCCGUCAUUCAACUUUGGAGCUAAAACCCUGGCUUCCUCUGCUGUUCCAUCUGGAACGACAAGUACUGAGAAGAAAAGUGAGGCAGCAGCAGGUUUCUCGUCCGGUGUUUCUAAACCUGAAGAGAAGAAGGAUGCAACGUUGUUUGGCAGUGUUAAGCCAGAUGGCCAGAAAGAAGCAUCUACUUUCUCUGCAUUCAACUUUGCUGGUGCAAGUUCAACUUCUAAUACUGCUUCUGCUUUCAACUUUGGUGGAUCACAACCGCAAAAUCCUGCCAGUGUGUUCGGUCAGUCAAACAACAACAAUUCAGCUUUCCAAUUCGGUGGUGCCACUGCCAAUUCAAGUGCACCAGGAUCAGCAUUUGGAGGUAGUGGAUCUGUAACACCAGCAUUUGGUGGUACACCUCAACCUUCCAUGCCCCAGGCCCAAGCACAGGCUCCCCAAUUCAAUACCCAGGGCAAUGUGAACUUCAAUUUCGCUGGUGCCAAUACUGACCCAUCUUCUGUUUUCGGUACUGUAAAUCAGGGUGCUUUUGCUACUUCAACUCCUGGUGCUUCUACUCCAACGCCAAGGGCUGUUCAAGGAAGAAAAAUAGCACAGAUGAGACAACGCCGUCGUUAA
Messenger RNA from Williopsis jadinii, 1446 nucleotides. RefSeq lists its product as uncharacterized. NCBI's taxonomy places the organism in Eukaryota, Fungi, Ascomycota, Saccharomycetes, Phaffomycetales, Wickerhamomycetaceae. Bases 1 to 1446 code for a protein of 481 amino acids. The transcript is spliced from 2 exons. The record is from RefSeq and is a predicted model, not a curated record.